Molecule: messenger RNA, 1174 nt
Organism: Asterias rubens (European starfish)
Lineage: Eukaryota; Metazoa; Echinodermata; Asteroidea; Forcipulatida; Asteriidae
Product: m7GpppX diphosphatase-like
Exons: 4
Coding region: 4-1035 (343 amino acids)
Biological process (GO): deadenylation-dependent decapping of nuclear-transcribed mRNA
Cellular component (GO): nucleus; P-body
Molecular function (GO): hydrolase activity; RNA 7-methylguanosine cap binding
Source: RefSeq, a predicted model, not a curated record
AAAAUGGCUGCGCCCAUGGAAGAAGUCGGUAAGGCAAAGCUCACAUCAAACAGCACUUCUUCCGAAGAACCUGUCACUAAAAAACAGAAGAUAGACAACGGGAAGGGAAAUAACGCAAAUAAGACACUAAACAACUUCCAAGGAUUUCAAGUAUCCCAAAUCAUCUCGGAAGAUGCUAAAAAUAAGACCGUGUUUCUGCACGGGAAGUUUGAAGGCAGCGACGAGUGUGCGGUUGUGCUGUUGGAGAAGACACCAUUUCGAGAGCAAGAACUGGGUGCUCUACUCUCCGUGGAUACGAGUUUGACGCUGAAUCUGCAGAAUGAUAUUUACAGUGUUUAUGUCGGCCAACCUGAUCAAAAGUCAUGCACAAAUGAAAUAAAAACCACUGUGAUAUACCCAGCGACCGAUCGUCAUAUAGCCAAGUAUACAAAGCAGGAGAUUACUCUAGUUGAAGAAACAUGGGAAGACUACCGCAGAAUUACUUUACCAUUCCUUGAGGAACAGACCUUCAAAAUACAGUGGGUUUACAACAUUCUUGAGAAGACAGCCGAGGAGGUGAAGCGUAUCGUUUGCGAGGAUCCAGAUCCACACGAUGGUUUCGUCUUACUCCCUGACAUGAAGUGGGAUCGGAAGCAAAUGGAAAAUCUCUACUUGGUCGCUAUCUGUCAUCGGAGGGGCAUUAAGAGCCUGAGAGACCUCAACCAAUCACAUCUACCACUGCUGAGGAAUAUACGAGACAAGUGCCAGCAAGCCAUCAUGGACAAUUACUCCAUCCCCGCCGAUCAGCUCAGGGUAUAUUUUCACUACCAGCCAUCCUACUACCAUCUCCAUGUACACUUCACUCAUCUGAAGUUUGAUGCCAUGGGUUCCAAUGUCACCAAGGCACAUCUCUUGUCGGACGUCAUCGAGAACAUCGAGCUGAUGUCAGAUUAUUAUCAGAAGAAGACGCUGAGUUUUAUUCUCAGGGAGAAGGACGGACUUCUGGCUCGAUUUAAAGAAAAAAACGGAGAGCAAAUCGCUUCAGACUCAAACUAGAGAUUGGGGGGUCAAAUAUUUUUGUUACAAACCUUUUCUUAAAUCGUUGCAGUACAUGCUGCUAAAAUAUGGGGUUCAAACUGCCUCUAGCCACCGGGCAAUCUCUGUGGUCUAGUUGGUUAAACACUGCUCUAGAAUU